UUUUUUGGAAGUUCGCACUUUGUUGCUAAGCUUGUUGUGUUGUAUUAAAUAUUAUUUAGCUAAAUUUAAGAAAUAAAUGCCAUUUUAAUAAUAUAGUUAUCAUUUAAUGAUAAUCUGAAUUAAUUUAGUUUACCUUUGAUAAAUAUGGGGGAUACAGUAGUCCUAUGUUCAAGUUUUGAGAAACCACACAAUGUCUACAAAUUCGAUUCCGGUGUAUUCUUUUUCAACGUGUUGUCCCGAAAUGCAGAAGCCAAAUUAGAUUUAUUGGCAAAGAUAUGCCCUCACAAAACCAUAGCAACGGUCAUACUAAGCCGGUAUUCGAGCCAAAUAAUUCCUGCUAAAUCAUGUGGGACCAAAAUGGCAUUAAACACUCCACAGUUGUUAUCUUACCAGAGCCCAAGUACACUUACGUUAAGUUGGCACAGUGGAAUGAUCCAAGUUGGUCGAGUAGGUGGAAAAGAGCCCAUUAUGACUUGCAGGUAUCAUGAUCCUGAAGGGGUGCCCAUAGGCUUUGUGAGGUUCCACACUCAGUCUGGUGUUUCUCCUGUCACAUGGGUUUUUGAUAUUCCACCGGAGCGGCCCACAAGACCAAUAAAAAUCACAACUGGCCAAUUAAGAUGGGUUCAAGCAUCAGAUGAUCUCCCUACUGAUGCAAUCAUUGGUGGUUUUGAAAGAAAUCACACAUACAUUGCCCGAGCGCAUCACAAUGGCUCCUUGACUCCAGGAAAGUAUGUGCCAUCUAAGAAACUUGGGUUUAUCCCGUGGGGUCACCAGGAACAUGCUAAAGAAAGAUGUGAGAUUCUCUGUGGGUACAAUGUGGAAUGGGUAUGGACAUAUGGAGACAACAUCCCAGAAAACGCAGUCAUUGGAGGACAAUCGGAGGGAGGAAUCGCUGGACAAGAACCUUUAUACAUCAGUAGAGCUAUGCACAAUGGUUUCCUUAUACCUGGGAAAGUCCAUGCAAUGUAUAAGACCUGUUAUUUGCCAUACAACGGAGGCGAGGUGGAGGUAUCUAAAUAUGAAAUACUAGUCUCUAAAGACAAGGACUUCAGGGGAAUAGCGGUUGAGACCGUCAAGGAAAGUGAAGAGCCAGGAAAUGAUAUAGUGUUUUUGUAGCUGCUGGGGCGGCUUAGACUUUAGGAAUAUGUAAAAUACAUACAUGUAAGUACUAUAUUGUUAUAGCUCUAUCGCGAUAUCGAAAAAGGGUGAACAAAAGACUAUCUUUGAUUGCUUGGCUGAUUAGCCGAUUUAUUGGAAAACGAGGAAUGAAAUUAUAUUUAAAAUUUCCAGUAUGAUUUAAAACUAGAAAUAGUAUCAGAUGAUCUAGUCAUCUAAUGACUUAUAAUUUGUAAUAUAUGUAUGUAGGUAUAUUAGGAAUUUGUUAUAAUUAUGUACAUAAAUAUCUAUACUACCUACUGUCUUAAUUAUGUGCUUGUGAGUCAGUGAGUAUGGUAGUAUUAUAGUAAAUAUUAUCACUGUUAUUUAAUAAAAAGGUUUGAAUAUUGUUCCUUAAAUGCGAAAUAAAAUAAAUAUUUAUUCUCAAACUUAAAACCAACACUUCUUACUGCUAAAAUCAAAAUACAAAUGUAAAAUAGUAAAA
Molecule: messenger RNA, 1600 nt
Organism: Plutella xylostella (diamondback moth)
Lineage: Eukaryota; Metazoa; Arthropoda; Insecta; Lepidoptera; Plutellidae
Source: RefSeq, a predicted model, not a curated record